Messenger RNA from Rotaria sp. Silwood1, 1875 nucleotides. The record is from the annotation of a GenBank genome assembly. Lineage: Eukaryota; Metazoa; Rotifera; Eurotatoria; Philodinida; Philodinidae.
AUGUCGAGUUCAAAUAAACAAAUUAAUUUCAUACCAUAUCUUGAUCAAAAUUAUGAAGAUAUUCAACGUGAAUGUUUAGAAAAAAAAAUUUUAUUUAUUGAUACAAAAUUUACACCCGAACAAGCAUUUAUUAUUAAUAAUGAUAUAGAAAAAAAUAAUAUUAUAUGGCAACGUCCAUAUGAUGUAACUAAUACACCAAAAUUUUUUAUUAAUACACCUCAUCGUCGUGAUCCUGGUCAAGGUGAAUUAUCAGAUUGUUGGUUUAUUGUAGCUAUUGCUAAUAUAACACUUCAUCAACAAAUAUUUGAACGUGUUGUACCAUUAAAUCAAACAUUUGAUAAACAAAAUGGUUAUACAGGUUUAUUUCAUUUUCAUUUUUGGCAAUAUGGUUUAUGGUAUGAUGUUGUUAUUGAUGAUUAUUUACCAUUUUAUAAAAAAACUAUUCAACCAUGGUGUUCAUGGAAUCGUCAAGAACCAAAUGAAUUUUGGGUUGCAUUAAUAGAAAAAGCUUAUGCUAAAUUAAAUGGUGGUUAUAGAAAUUUAAUUGGUGGUGCACCAAUUGAAGCAUUUACUGAUUUAACAGCUGGUAUUGAACAACGUUUUAAAUUAAAUGAAACAAUUAAAGAACAUAAACAAUUUUUUAAUUUUCUUAUUGAUAGUUUAAAACAUUCAUGUCUUAUGGCAUGUUCAAUUAAUCCAAAAAUUGAUGGAUCUAAUUUAGAAGAAAUAAAAUCUAAUGGUCUAGUUGUUGGUCAUUCAUAUUCAAUAACUGCUGCACGAUAUCUUCAAUUCAAAAAAAAUUUAUUAUCUAUGAUACGUUUACGUAAUCCAUGGGCAAAUGAUAUUGAAUGGAUUGGUGCUUGGCAUGAUCGAGAUAUUAGAUGGAAUGAUCUUGAUUUAGAUGAAAAACGAAGAAUGUCAUGGCAAGAUUCUGAAGAUGGAGAGUUUUGGAUGACAUUUCAAGAUUUUUUUACUGAAUUUGAUAUUCUUGAAAUUUGUCAUCUAUCACCGGAUACAUUUAAUGAAGAACUUCAUCUUAAUAUAAGUUCUCAACAAAUAUUAUCUCCUGUAAAUAAUGAAAUAAUAACAUCAUCUGUAAUUAAAAAUCAUCAAACAUCAAUACGCAUGUCAAUACCAACAUGUUUAGUUACAAAUUAUUUACCUAUUCAACAUAAAAUAUGGUCAUGUUUAUUAUUUGAAGGACAAUGGAUUAAAAAUAUUUCAAGUGGUGGUCGUUGUAUAACAACAUGUGAACAUGGAUGUAAUUUUUGGAAAAAUCCACAAUAUAAAAUUGAAACAAAUACAACAGAUAAAACAAUUAAAUGUGCUAUAAUUAUAUCAUUAAUGCAAAAAUAUAAUCGAUUUAAAUCAAUAGAUAAUCCUAUUGAUCGAUAUGAUUAUAUUCAAGCUCGAAUUUAUAAAAUAAAAACAGAUAAUUCAACACAUUCUUUACGAUCUUAUGUUCAUCAUAUAGAUACAAAAAAAAUCUAUGAAAAUGAUGAUUUAGAAUAUGUUGGUUAUACAGGUUCAUAUAUUAAUCGACGAGAAGUUACUCUAUAUUUACGUGUACCACCUGGCAAAUAUCUUAUUAUUCCAAGUACUUAUGAGCCUAAUCAUGAUGGUCAUUUUUUAUUACGAAUUUUUUUGGAAGAAAAUUAUUCAAAAACACAAUUACCAAUUCAAUUUCAUUCAUCAUUAAAUCUUAAUGAACAAUUAACUCGUUUAACGAUUUCUACACCAGUUAAUUCAUCAGUAAAAUCAAUAUCGAUUAAAAAUAAUUUUUUAAAUUAUCUAUGUUCAUACGAUUGUUUAUCAUUGAAUAGAAAUGAUAAACAAAAACAAAAAAGCGAAAUACAUAUUUUUCAUUCUAAUUAA